GUUAACAGCAAAAUGAAAAAAGCUGAGAAUAGCAUGGUUUAAAGAAUGCCAAUUUGUAACCCAAGGGAUAGGUACUUGCAUACUAAUUGUAAUGUUCCUGCUGUCACAUUCCCUUCAGCUUGAAGAUCAGUCAGAAAGAGAAAUUCAGCAUCAUCUGUGACAGCCAGACAGUGGAACAAAAAAUGCCAGUGAAAUGCUGUUUCCACAGGUCACCAACUACAGAAACAACAGUGUGUUCUGAAAAUAUGGAUACACUUUUAACCAACCAAGCUGGUCUAGAUGCUUUUCGAACAUUCCUAAAAUCAGAGUUCAGUGAAGAAAACUUUGAGCUCUGGCUUGCCUGUGAAGACUUUAAGAAAACAGAAAGUGCAGAAAAAAUUGCUUCCAAAGCCAAGAUGAUUUAUUCUGAAUUCAUUGAAGCUGAUGCCCCUGAAGAGAUUAACAUUGACUUCAGUACCAGGGACCUCAUCUCAAAGAAUAUUGCAGAACCAACUCUCAAAUGUUUUGAUGAGGCUCAGCAGGUGAUCUACAGUCUGAUGACCAAGGAUUCUUUUCCUCGAUUUCUAAAGUCAGAGAUUUAUAAGAAACUGGCAAAUAGCAAACAGGUUGGAAAUCAUAAAAAAUGGCUCCCUUUCUUGUAA
Aethalodelphis obliquidens (Pacific white-sided dolphin) is the source of this 641-nucleotide messenger RNA. It is a transcript of the gene RGS21, whose product is annotated as regulator of G protein signaling 21. The coding region runs from base 183 to 641 and encodes 152 amino acids. The transcript is spliced from 4 exons. NCBI's taxonomy places the organism in Eukaryota, Metazoa, Chordata, Mammalia, Artiodactyla, Delphinidae. The record is from RefSeq and is a predicted model, not a curated record.